This is a messenger RNA of Mya arenaria, 3480 nucleotides long. RefSeq lists its product as uncharacterized. The record is from RefSeq and is a predicted model, not a curated record. Lineage: Eukaryota; Metazoa; Mollusca; Bivalvia; Myida; Myidae. Bases 797 to 2779 code for a protein of 660 amino acids. The transcript has 3 exons.
AAGAGAAGCUGAUAAUUUGCACAGCUUUUUUUCAUUUUAGCAUACACUAAUAAAAAUAAACACAUCAUCAAUAUCAAUAAGAUUCUUUGAUAACAAUUAUACUUUAAACGAAACUGUGGGAAAGUGGAAUUAUUUUGUAGAAAAUUAUAUUUGAAAAACAUGAAGUAAAUGCAGUUGAACGAUUUUUAAUGGAGGAUAAAAAACGAUCAUACCAAAUUUGAUGAAAAUAGAGGGAGCGGUUUGGAAGUCUAUGCGGAUUAAGCCAUGGCAAAUAUUAAAGGACUGCGGAUUACCCAUUAUCUGUGCUUCUAUGACACCCUCGGACUUUCAUGACGGACGGCUCAGAGACUUUCUUCAAUAACUUCAAUAUUGAUACCGCAUGGUGAAUUGGUGAAACUUGGAAAGGGAAAAACAGUCUAAAAAUGAUGGAAUUUUCAAUGAAUUUAUGAGUGACGUCCGUGAAAUAUACGACGCCACGAAAACAACGCGUGUAGCUGCGUCCUAACAGUAGGUGAUUGUUGCUUCAAAGCAUCCACGUGCCGACUUUGAGCGCAUUGCGCAUUUGGCACGAGUAAUUUGUGACGAUGUAGAUGACUUUUCUCGCGACAGCAAGCAAUAUAGGAAUAACCGAAUAUGGCUGUAGCAAAUAUUGGCGAUUGUUCUAGCAAGUGUCCGCAGAUCAUGAUUGAGCACGAGUAACUCGUGUUACGUGAGAGAGUAACGCUCGAAUGCAAUAUAGUAAUAAAGGGUAACUUUAGACGGCCGUUACGACUAAUACGGAAUUCUCGGCUCCAGGAUGUGUUAUCCGAGCCGGGAAACAAGCAUUGAUGGAUUUCUGGCGGAGAUGGUGGAGAUACUUAACCGGCAUGACCGGAGCUCCCGCGCCGCCCCCGACCCCGACUGGCUGGAAAUCGUCGGCCACCCGACAAUCCCGCACGUGCAGUCCCUCCGCGCGCCGCCAGCCCAGGUGGCGCUGUCGGCGGACACGGAGCCGCUUGUCGGCCUCAUGAACCGGAAUGCGAGUCGCCGCUACCUUCAGAAGUUGCAAAAGGACCGGGAGCGGAACCAGGAAGUGCUGACCGCGUGCGUCGAUCACCUACCCAUUGUAAUAAGACAAAUGGUGGAGCCUGGGCAUUCGGCACAAAACGCGUCCAGACAGAAGGACGGCUUCCGGGCCAAACCGGUGCGGAGCCGCCGUAAUCGAGGCGACAUCUGGCAACCCAGCGGCGAACAAUGGGUGCAUUCGGAGCAUAUGGGUCCGCCGUCCUCAGGUGUCCCAGGAAGCCACCCUUCAGGUGCCUCUCGGUCACAGGUCGCAUCACAUCCGGGCGCAACCGCCCACCGGAAGCAGUCUACGUACACGUCCGACACCACUUCCGAAAGAGCUGCGUUGAAUCAGGAGUUUGUGCACUAUGCUGGGUUUCACGGAAGCAACGACAACGAAUCGAACAAUCUUAAAUACAGAUUCGGAAAACGAAAGCCUAAAUCCGCUGGGGAAGACAAUAAACCGUUCCACCCAAAAGGCUUUGGGGCGGUUUAUGACACCAUUGAGUUUGAAAGGCGCUAUAAAAAAGUGUUUGAUACAAAUCAGCAUGUUCAUUUUGUUCAUUCUAACUUUUUAAGUGGCCAGCGACUUUUUAAGCGUUCAAAAUUACCGCCAAUCGGUCAUAUUCCGUCAUCUGUCCACUCCGAGCCUCCCGAUACUCGGGACAUUUUUGCCAUCAUGUCGGUACAGCGUUUCAACCACCCAGUCGAAAGCGGUCAAUCGCGUGCGCCUGCCAGUUCGCCCGGCAGCGAGCGUAGAACUGUUCGCACCAAGGCCAAUUCUUCAAUCCUCAAAACGAAACCGUCACGUCAUUUAGAGAUUGCGCAGGAAGUACAGGUGCCUGUUGGGUUUGUGCCGGGGACAAUUAAACCCAGUGGGCACUCCCCAUUUGAUGGGGUCACCUACGAAUGGGCUAUGGGCGAGACUUUGACGCAAGACAACACACAUAGAUUUCAACUAUGGUCCAGAGAGGGCGACAGCGCUCUUGGGACGUUAACGGAGGAUGCGAGUCAGCCAGACGAGCACGCGUUAACCGGAAACAAGCUUUGGCCCUCGGCGAAAAGUAGACUUAUCCACCCAGGACACCCAGCAGGCGAUUCUAAAUCUCAAAGAUCAACGAAGCGACGCGAGGAACGGAAUUAUUCCCCAGCAACUGUAUCAGUUGAUCAAGAUCCAGAACCAUUUAACAUAUCCGUGCAUGUAAAUAUCAAGCCUAAAGACCCGGAUGCAAGUGGCGGCGACGAUAUCGAAAACGAACGCGCCCGUGAUCAAAGACAACCUGUUUUUCAAUUCCCUAGUUCCACUUAUGACGAAAAUCAAGAACUAGAAAACAGUCCGUCAGAGAAAGUGGUGUAUCCAACGAAAUUCUUAGAUCAGAUCUCAGAGGAAGAUGGAGAAACGGUUAUAUCUCCGAGGAAGAUUCAAACAUUAGUGAACCAGUACGGAUUUGUGAGCCAAAAAGUACAAUAUCCGGAUCGAUUCGUCAUUAAUGACUCCCUUGUCGAAGAUUCGGAAGAAGAGAACGAUGGUGUUUUCCCUUGCCCACCGAAAAUGGAAGCGACCUUUGGUGAACCGGAAGACUCUUUGGGUGAUAGAAUCGUUGAGAACGAAAAUGAACACGUCAGAAAUGAAAGUCCGCGUUCUCAAGAAGAUAGUUCGCAAGCUGAAAACGCACAUGAGGACGGCGACACGCCUGUCACGAUGAAGAAGACCAUACUUAUGCAUGCAAUCUAAGAUACAAAUGUUUAUGCAAAUAUUUUCCUUUUAUUUAGGUGACAAUUAAUCAAUUGCUAGAUUUUAAUUUCCGCCCGACCCCAUAUUUCCACCGCUCUUAAAAUUCAAUUGACUUAAAUAAAAGUAUUGAACUGGGCCCUAUAUUUGCCUAUCGGUCCGGUACUGUCCGGGUCGGUGUGAACAUUCACAUGUAAAAAAGGAGACUAAUUGUUACGAUAGUAUACGUGGUUCGUCUAGAAAGACAUGUAUAUAUAUGGUCCCUUUUGCAAUAAGAAAGAGAAUGAACACAUAUUCAACGGUGAAACAAUCAUCUAAGAAAAAUAAUAAAAAAUGUCAACCCCGCCCACAUUAUAAAAAAUGGAUGAAAAUCUAGCAAUAUUGGCCUUAGGUGAAGAUCAUAGUGAUUUUGAACAACAUGUACCAUUGACUUGCAACACUAUCGUCUUUACAUUCAUUCCAUAGACUUAUCAUGUGUAAUGCAUAUAACUGAUUAAUUCGUGCUAAAGCAGCUGUACUGUAUAUCAAUGAAAUUGAGUCCAUUGUCCGUUUUACAUUAACAUGUUGGAGGAAAUUGUUUUAUUUUCAUAUUCAUGUAUGACACCUCUUCAAAAGCUGUCUCCUUAACAUUGCACAAUGAUGAAAACAAGGUUUUCACAAAAAAGUCCACAAAAAAACGUACAAACCGGAGACGGCAGAGAAUG